GCCUUCAAAACCCUAAACCCUUUAAUCAACCCUUCUGUGAUUUUCGCUUUGUCGAUUGAAUGAGCGAAGGUUCUCAUUUCGCCAUUCGCGUUCGAUAAAUCUUUGGAGGACCACAACUCUCUCCAAUUCGUAAUUUUAGUUUCUUUUAGAACUUGUUGUUUGCCUUGAUCUCAAAGAUCUUUUGUAGAGAUGACUACGUUUCACCUCACAAACCCUAAUCACUUAUUAUCGUCUUCUUCGGUUUCUAUUGUGUUCGGUAAGAAGGUGGUCUCCGGAGAUGGUCUCCACAUCGCCGCUUCUCCGGGACUUCGCCGAAGAAGCUCACGGAAUCGAAGCAACAUUGGUAUCUGCUGUUCUUUUUCUUCGUUCCCUCCCACGGAGUCAGCUAGGAUUAAGGUCGUAGGUGUUGGUGGUGGAGGAAACAAUGCUGUUAAUCGGAUGAUUGGAAGCGGAUUACAGAGUGUUGAGUUCUAUGCCAUAAACACGGAUUCUCAGGCUCUAUUACAGUCCGCUGCGGAGAACCCACUUCAAAUUGGCGAGCUCUUGACUCGUGGACUAGGUACAGGUGGUAAUCCUCUUCUGGGAGAACAAGCUGCAGAGGAAUCAAAAGAAGCAAUAGCAAAUGCUCUCAAGGGCUCAGAUCUUGUGUUUAUUACCGCAGGUAUGGGUGGUGGCACAGGUUCUGGUGCUGCUCCUGUUGUUGCCCAGAUAUCAAAGGAAGCGGGUUAUUUGACUGUCGGUGUGGUUACCUAUCCUUUCAGCUUUGAAGGACGUAAAAGAUCUGUUCAGGCAUUGGAGGCUAUUGAAAAAUUACAAAGAAAUGUCGAUACUCUUAUAGUGAUUCCCAACGACCGUCUAUUGGAUAUUGCUGAUGAACAGAUGCCCCUUCAGGAUGCAUUCCUUCUCGCUGAUGAUGUUCUACGCCAAGGAGUGCAAGGAAUUUCUGACAUUGUCACAAUACCAGGACUGGUGAAUGUGGAUUUUGCAGAUGUCAAGGCAGUCAUGAAGGACUCUGGAACUGCAAUGCUUGGAGUGGGGGUUUCUUCUGGAAAGAACCGUGCUGAAGAAGCAGCUGAGCAAGCAACUUUGGCUCCUCUUAUUGGAUCUUCAAUACAAUCUGCUACAGGAGUUGUGUAUAAUAUCACGGGAGGGAAGGACAUAACCUUGCAAGAAGUAAAUAGAGUGUCCCAGGUAGUCACUAGUUUGGCUGAUCCUUCAGCUAACAUAAUAUUUGGGGCGGUCGUGGAUGACCGUUACAAUGGCAAAAUCCAUGUGACAAUUAUUGCAACCGGCUUCUCACAGUCAUUUCAGAAGACACUGUUGACAGACCCCAAGGCAGCCAAGAAAGUAGAGAAAGCCGCUGUGAGCCAAGUUGCUUUUCCUCAGCAGUCACCAGCUGCAGCAUCCAGUGCUCAAUCUCGGCCCCCCCGGAAGCUCUUCUUCUAGCCUACACUUCCUAGGAAAAACAAAUUUUAAUUCAUUCUUUUUUCUUUCUUCAAUGUAGGAAAGAUUUCUGUUUUUCUUUUCCCCCUUUGCUAGGGUUGGGAGGCUCUUCAAUUUCUUACAAAUGUAAUGUUCUUGAAACCCUUUUUAAUCACGUAUGUACCAUUUUGAGGUUCUCCCUCUAGAUCCAAUUUUCUUGU
This is a messenger RNA of Telopea speciosissima, 1643 nucleotides long. Its product is annotated as cell division protein FtsZ homolog 1, chloroplastic-like. The coding region runs from base 190 to 1446 and encodes 418 amino acids. Gene Ontology annotation, molecular function: GTP binding; GTPase activity. Gene Ontology annotation, cellular component: chloroplast; microtubule; cytoplasm. Gene Ontology annotation, biological process: microtubule-based process; chloroplast fission; cell division. Lineage: Eukaryota; Viridiplantae; Streptophyta; Magnoliopsida; Proteales; Proteaceae. The transcript has 6 exons. The record is from RefSeq and is a predicted model, not a curated record.